Messenger RNA from Helianthus annuus (common sunflower), 2691 nucleotides. Its product is annotated as asparagine--tRNA ligase, cytoplasmic 2. Bases 644 to 2554 code for a protein of 636 amino acids. NCBI's taxonomy places the organism in Eukaryota, Viridiplantae, Streptophyta, Magnoliopsida, Asterales, Asteraceae. Gene Ontology annotation, biological process: asparaginyl-tRNA aminoacylation. Gene Ontology annotation, molecular function: asparagine-tRNA ligase activity; ATP binding. The record is from RefSeq and is a predicted model, not a curated record. The transcript has 8 exons. Gene Ontology annotation, cellular component: mitochondrion.
GUGGUCUAGUGGUUGGAAAGACUUGAGUUCUCCUUAGAGACUCAAGUUCAAUCCCCACUAGUGUCAUAUUUGGUGGAUAAAGACAAUAAAAGCUAGUUCUUCCAGACCAUAGGUCAAGAGUUCGAGCCCGAGCCACCUCAGGUUUUAGUCCACCGUGCGUUACGCCAAAUAGAUUAUCUUUUGUGGCGGCGCAAGCCCCUGCCACUUGUAGUGGAUGGUAUGGUUUCCCGGGAAACGCCGUUAGCCAAACUCUUACGAAAGCGUGGACCCGGUUAAGACAACAUAAUAGUCUCGCCAGAUUUUUAAUUGUUGAAUGAAUAAUGUUCCCGCGAAAAUUAACAAGAAACCAACUUUCGAAGAAUACCAAACCCUCAUCUCUACAUCUUGUUUCCUCUCAUUUCUUUCACUUAAAAAUGGCGAUUGCCAAAUUUCAGACACAAAACCCAUCUUCUUUCUUCACCAUUAAACUUCCCCUCACCCCAAAUUCGUUCCCAAGUAAAGCAUAUCAUCCUUCACCAACACAUCACUUUUCAAUCCUCAUAAAACCCGCUAUCCAAUCCUUCAAUCCACCCACAAUUCAAUCUUCAAAACCCUCAAUAACCCAUCUUCUAAUCUAACGUAAUUGUCACGUAAUCUGUCUACAAUGUCGUCCGCACACCACAUGUUUGAUGAAAUGCCGAAGCCAAAUUCGACUCCAACACCGAUGCCGCCGGUGGAUCUUUCGAAGUACUCCAAAAGGGUGCUGUUAAAAACGGUUCUGGAUCGUGCAGAUGGCGGUGUGGGGUUGGUUGAUCAGAGAGUUGUGGUGGGCGGAUGGGUUAAGUCGUCGAGAGAAAUGAGGAAAGAUCCUCUGCCUGCAACUCAACCGCCUGCUGCCGGUGAUGCUAAACCGGUUACCGGAGGUAAAGACGUGAGAUGCGUUGAAGUUUUUCAGUCGCGGAUUCCUUUUCUUCGAACCAUUAUAAAAGUAUUCGGUGGGAACACUGCUCACAGUCACAACAAGGAGAAACUCGAAUCAAUCGGGCCGAAACCAGCACAUCCUGCGAUUUCAAUCUUGCAAAUUAGUGACGGUUCGUCUACAAUCAGCCUGCAGGUGAUGGUGGAUUCUUCAAUAGCUCCUCCGAGCCAGCUCAUGCCUACGGGAACAUGUAUACUAGCGGAAGGUGUUUUGCAGAAGCCGUCGUUGCAGGGAAAACAUGUGAUCGAGCUCAAAGCUGAAAGAUUGUUGCAUAUCGGGAUAGUUGAUCAAGAGAGUUAUCCUUUAUCGAAGAAAGGUUUACCUUUGGCUAGAUUGAGAGAUUGUGCUCACUUUAGACCUCGAACAACCACCGUUGCAUCUGUUAUGAAGGUACGAAACGGGCUAAAUCAAGCCAGUCAUACUUUUUUCCAGAAUCACGGGUUUAUUCAUGUGGAGGUUCCGAUUAUAACCGCCACCAAUACCGAAGGAUUUUCGGACGUUUUCCAAGUUUCAACUUCAAAACAUUCCACUAAAGAACCGAAAAAAGAACCGCCUGUUUCAAUGGACGAUACCGAAAACAUUAGUCUCGAAACAAUAAAGCGUUCGAUUGUUGAAAAAGCCAAAAAAGUUGAAGAACUUAAAAGAAGCGAUAGCAAUAAAGAAGCACUCGAUGCAGCCGUUCAAGACCUUCAUAAAACAAACUUAUUGGCUGCUGAACUAGAAGCAAGAUUGAGGUCAAAGUCAAAGUCAAAAUCGAAGUCAAAGACUGAAAAUAUCAAGAUGGAUGAUGGGUUCUUUUCUAAUCAGGCUUUUCUUACUAGUUCUGGUAGUCUUCAUCUCGAAAGCUGCGCGUCGGCACUUGGAAAUGUGUAUGCGUUUGGGCCGAGAUUUCAAGCAGAUAAAUCAGAAUCGAAAAAACAUUUAGCGGAAAAAUGGAUGGUUGAAACCGAGAUGGCAUUCUCGGAACUUGAGGAUGCGAUGAAUUGCGCAGAAGAUUUCUUGAAGUUUGUAUCGAAUUCGAUUUCUGAAAAUUGUUACGAAAAUCUGUAUUUUCUUUCGAAAAGAGUUGACAGAACAAUUAUCGAUCGGUUAAAUUCAUUGGCAUCAACAAUAUUUGAAAAGAUCACGUAUACAACGGCAGUAGAAGUUUUGAACAAGGUUACCGAUAGAACUUUUGAAACCAAAAUCCAAUGGGGCGUUGCGCUAACAGAAGAGCACGAAAGUUAUCUGGUUGAUGAGUUCUACAACAAGCCCAUAAUUAUUUAUGAUCUUCCUAAAGAAUUAAAACCCUUCAAUGUGAGAUUAAAUGACGAUGGGAAGACCGUUGCAGCCUUCGAUGUGAUUAUACCAAAGGUUGGAGCUCUCAUAAGGGGCAGCCAAAAGGAAGAACGCCUAAGCCAUUUAACUAAAAGGAUUAAUGAAUUAGGAUUGAGGAAAGAUCAAUACGAAUGGUAUCUAGAUCUUCGAAAGCAAGGAACAGUGAAACAUUCCGGGUUCAAUGUUAUGUUUGAUGUUAUGGUUCUUUUCUCUACUGGCCUUAAUGAUGUUCGAGAUGCUGUUCCGUUCCCCCGACAUCAUGGAAGAGUACAUAAUUAAUCAAGUUUAUUGCUUAAAAUCAUAUAAAAAUUGUUUAGCACAAAGUGAUGUUUAAGAUAUUUCAUACUUCAUGUUUAUAACAUGUAUACAUGUAAAAAGUUCAAAAGUGAAUAAAUUUAAUGGUAUAAUUUGUGACU